Messenger RNA from Trematosphaeria pertusa, 3495 nucleotides. RefSeq names its product WD40 repeat-like protein. The coding region runs from base 91 to 3423 and encodes 1110 amino acids. Gene Ontology annotation, molecular function: RNA binding; protein binding. The record is from RefSeq and is a predicted model, not a curated record. Gene Ontology annotation, cellular component: nucleolus. Gene Ontology annotation, biological process: positive regulation of rRNA processing; positive regulation of transcription by RNA polymerase I. The transcript has 2 exons. Lineage: Eukaryota; Fungi; Ascomycota; Dothideomycetes; Pleosporales; Trematosphaeriaceae.
CGAACCUCUAGAGCACUUCGUGCAGAGUUUUACAGCGGCUCUUUGAGACUCUACCGGCGCUGGAUCCUUUGCGCUGCGAAGGUGAUCGCAAUGGCUGGUACUCCAGAGACGUUAAAUUUGAAGAGGAAGAGGGAAGGGGCAGAGCCACACAGGAAGAAGGCGAAGAGAGAAGAAAAGAGCAAGGCGGCGGAAGCGGAAGCGCAGAACGGUACUCCUGGGAAAGUGGAAACUGCUACGCCGGUAGCCAAACCGACGCCCAAGCCGACGCCGACACCGAAAGCGAAGCAUGGACUUUCAGAGAAGCCUCAGACGAACGGUGCGCGCGAGUCCGCUGCUGGUACGCCCUCAAGCUCGCGGAAAGACAGGAAGCAAUCCAAAUUGAAGGGUGCUCAUGGUCUGGAAAUCACCAAUGCACCAGCAGUUAGGGUUGAGGACCAGGCUGCCGCGGAAGCCACUCCCGUACGGGAGCAGAAAAUUGUCGGUGGAAAUGCGGUCGCUGCAGAAAGCGCAUCUAAAGACUCUAAGACGAAAAAGAGCGAGAAGCAAAAAUGGAAAGAGCGCAAUCGGAAGAGCGAAAACGUAAUCAAGGAGAAGGUCCCCGAAAACAGCAGGACCGAGGAGUCUAUUGCAGCGUCAAGCGGGCAUGGCGAUAAAGAGGCCCAGCCUUCAAAGAAGAAGAAAGAGAAGAAGAGCAAGGGUAUAUCAUCCGAUCGCUGGUCGAUAUCCGGCCCCCAUGGAGGCUGGUUCUUGCCGCAGGAUCCUGUGUUCUCCCGAGACGAGAAGUGCCUUCUUCUGGCCAAACUGCAAGCCCUGGAGGUAUACUCAACAGAGACAUCGUUGCUUGCAAACGAGCUUCCUUUGCGUGGCUCAGCAGUGAUCUUAGCCUACGCUCUGUCUGCUUCCGAGCCGAACCAUGUCUAUAUUGUAGACUCCGCCGGUAUCGUUACACUACGAAACUGGACCAACAGGUCCAUGAUUGGGCGCUGGGACAUUGGAGGGAACGUGCGACAUUUGGCAGUGGUCACCCAGCCGGAGUCUGCCCUUGAUCUGCUGUACUGUUACGAGGCCGGAGGCAGCCAUAUCAUCAACGUGCAUGCCCUCCGCACAGCGAAUCAAAGUGCUCCGACGGAGCUCAAGUGCAUACUGAAAAGCAGCUCCCCGAUCACCGGGCUGCAAGUUUUCCUCCAAGGAAAGAUCGUCGUCGUCAGCUCGGCCGACUCCAUUAUGAUUGGCAAGCCCACAAAGCUUCACAAAACGGCGUUGCAGGAUUUGGGGUACACGUGGCAAGAAUUCAAGACGUCUAAGCGCAUUACUGCCUUCAAUGCUCACAUUCGACUUCCGGAGAAUCUAAAGGGAAAGAACCUAGAACAAGACCCUCGAGACCACUUGGAUCUUGCCAUUGGGGACGAGGAAGGCGCUAUACACCUCUUUGAAGAUAUACUCGCAUCAUUUGCUGCGAUCGAAAAGAGUCAAAAAGGCGGCAAAGACAAGAGCAUCGGUCCCGAAAGUCUCAGGCCGAAGCGUCUUCACUGGCAUAGAGAUGCGGUGGGUUCGCUGAAGUGGUCACUAGAUGGUAACUACCUGAUCUCGGGAGGCAACGAAACGGUCAUCACGAUAUGGCAACUUUCGACCGGGAAGCAGCAACACCUCCCUCACCUUACCGCGGCGAUUGAGCAUAUCGUGGUGUCUCCGUCCGGCGCAUCGUAUGCCAUUUCACUCGCGAAUAACUCCGUAAUCGUGCUCUCAACGUCGGAACUGGAGGCGAGGACGAACAUCGUCGGAGUUCAGUCGCGGAGGAUCGACCUGGAGCAACUACCGCGCGAGACCAACCCGAGAAUAUAUCCGUUUGAGAUCUUCGGUCCUAUUCCUAUGGCUAUUGAUGCAGAGGACGGAAAACGUGUGCUGUUUACCACGCCAUCGUCUCAGCCGCGUCAUCGGCGGCGUUCAGGGCUCGUUCCUGAACCCUACCUUCAAACCUUUGAUAUGGCUACGCAACGCGCGAUCUCACGGCAGGCUCUCACCCGGAACAAUGCUACGGACCCGAACAUGGGCCCUGAAGGCAGGAGAAUAGAUGAGCCGAGUGUCAAGUUCCUACAGGUCAGUUGUGACGGAAAAUGGCUUGCUACGGUUGACGAGUGGAUCCCGCCGCGGGCCGACAUGGGCUUCCUCGAGGAAGGCAUACCUGCGUUUAACGAAGAGGAGCGGACGUACCGCCGAGAAGUCUACCUCAAGUUCUGGCUGUGGGAUGCAAAGAGUUCGCAGUGGUCGCUCGGUACUCGCAUUGAUGCGCCCCACUUCCUUGAAGCGUUAUCGGCGCAUGCCUCCGUUUUCGACCUCGUUGCGGAUCCUUCUGGACUGGGCUUCGCCACUGUAGGUGAAGACCGAUUUAUUCGCGUCUGGAGGCCUAGGACGAGAAUACAAGGUGGUCUCGUUGUUCGUGGAGCCGACAAACCCCAAGGUCUUGUUACCUGGUCUCUUGACCGCUUGAUAACGAUACCGAGUCAGCUCGACGUCGGCGAGACGAACGGAGAUACACAGGAAUGGUCAGACUUGCGCACCUGUCGGUUAAGCUUCUCUUCGGAUGGCUCGGCCCUUGCUGCUGGCGUCUCAUGGAUGUCAGAGGGUCAAUCCGGUGUAAUCCACAUCGUUGACACGGAAGCAGGCAUCAUUCGACGUUCGAUAACAGAGCUAGAAAUGCGUGCACUGUCCGGUAUUGGGAUCAUUGGUCGCUAUCUGGUCGCUGUUAGCGGCUCCGUCAUUGUGUGGGACAUGGUGUUGGAUCAGCUCGUUUAUUUCUUCCCUGUCGAAACCCCCGGUGUUGACAUUGAGAACCGCGCCCCGUUCGUACGGCUUGCAGUCAAUGAAGAGGACGGCACUUUUGCGGUCUCGGUCCCACAGUUCGAGAAGAACCACAAGUCGAAGUCGCGAGACACCAAGAGGUUCAAGAAAGCAUCCGCCAAGGUCCACAUUUUCAACACCGACAACCUAAAAGCACCCUGGAGUACAAAGCUUCCUGGUAUCGUCCUGGGUCUGGCUCCUGUGAGAGGUAGAGGAUAUGUCGCCCUGGACUCGGCAUCAAGCAUUCGCGUCAUCGGUCCAAAAGCCAUCGCACUCCAACUCCCUACUCCGCCGCCUGGGCCUGAGCCACAGCUUCUCGCCGACGGUAUGGAUGUGGAUAUAAAGGAGGAAGAUGAUGAUACACAGACAGUGUCGAAAAAGAGGGUAUCGCUGUCGCAAUUCGAGGCCAAUGAGGGGCUUUGGCAGGAUUCUGAGAACGACAAGCCUGUCGUCAGGCCGGAACAGCUACAGGAUUUGUUUGAAAGAGGGCCCUCGCACUCAACGCCUGCAUGCAGGGAUCAGUUCAGUGCCUUCGUUGCAUUGCGUGCUCGGAAACCAAACCCUCAUCUAGGAUUGCUGGCAUAGCUUAGCAGAAGGGCAAAAUGUUAAGGGGCUCGAUGCAGAAAAUACAAUACAGACGGUUCAUGCAGUCCCCGU